Molecule: messenger RNA, 1347 nt
Organism: Cuscuta campestris
Lineage: Eukaryota; Viridiplantae; Streptophyta; Magnoliopsida; Solanales; Convolvulaceae
Source: the annotation of a GenBank genome assembly
AAGACUGGUGAACAAAUUGACCCGCGAUUGUUGUCAUCUUGUCUUAGAACUUCGUUUUCUCCGUCUUUUUUGGGGAUUUUAAAUCCAAUGGCAUUCAUCUCCCCAAACCUUUCUUCCCUCUUCCAUUUCAGACGGUGGGUUGAAUCAUAGCUUAGAUCCUUCCCUGCAAUGGCGAAGCCGGUCCUUAAUUCCUCCGCGGCCUUUCAGAAGGCAUCUGAUUCUGCAGCACAGAUCUCGGGUGCGCAGUUUAGAUCCAUGGAAUUGGAGCAGACCCGUUUCAGAUUAUCAACUUUUUCCAAGAGUAAUGCAGCUUUAAGAUUGAAAGCCUCAAGGGAGCAUACGAGCUUGGUGCAUGAAAUUGUGGAUUGCAAGCAGAAAAAUGGUGUUUUGACUAAAACCGGAUCUGAUCUGUUCUCUGAGAUGAAGCAUCGUUUUUUAAGCUUCAAAAAAGAUAAAUACAUGGCUGACUUGGAACAUUUCAAGGCCCUUGCCAAAGCUCAGGCACCAAAGUUUAUGGUGAUUGCUUGUGCUGACUCUCGGGUUUGCCCCUCAAGUGUCCUAGGGUUUGAACCGGGAGAGGCUUUUGUGAUACGCAAUGUGGCAAAUUUGGUUCCACAUUAUGAGAAUGGCCCCACAGAAGUUAAUGCUGCUCUUGAAUUUGCUGUUAACUCUCUCAAUGUAGAAAAUAUAUUAGUUGUUGGCCACAGCUGUUGCGGAGGCAUCCAAGCCUUAAUGAGUAUGGAGGAAGAUGGGAUGAGUUCUAGUGGCUUUCUUCAUAGUUGGGUUGCGGUUGGGAAGACUGCAAGGUUAAAAACCAAGGCUGUUGCCUCCAAACUCACAUUUGAUCUACAGUGCAGGCAUUGUGAGAAGGAAUCGAUCAACCGCUCGCUGUUGAAUUUGCUCACAUACCCUUGGAUAAAGAACAAGGUGGUUCAAAAGCAGCUAGUCAUUCAUGGUGGCUACUAUGACUUUGUCAAUUGUACAUUUGAGAAAUGGUCUUUGGACCAUGAUGAUGAGGAUACAUCUAGCUUGGGUACCCAAUAUUCUAUUAAAAAUCGAGAAUUUUGGAGCUGAUUUUUCUUUUUGUCCUAAAUUUUCUGGUUUUUUGUGUGUUUUUUUUGGGGGUGGGGUGUAUGUGAUGUAUAAUGUGAAAUGUAACAUGGGUUAUACAAAUUUGAAUAUGUUGUAAAAGUUUGAGCUGUGUUUGUUCAUGUACUAGAGCUGAAAUUUGGUCUGUAUUAAAAACAUUGAAUUUUAUGAUACUAGUUGGUGUCCAUGUAUCACUUGGGAUAAGUUUGAAAUUAAUUUGAUUGUGGAUAUACAUUCUAAUAAAAGCCCUCUAUUCUU